CAGAGCGAUGGUGGUGGAGCUGCUGUGGGCGGAGGCAGCGUAGCCCCCACGGAGCAGGAGCCUGGCGGGCGGCGCCGGAGCCGAGCACAGGAUGGAGAACCGGCCCGGGUCCUACCAGUACGUCCCUGUGCAGCUGCAAGGGGGUGCGCCCUGGGGCUUCACCCUGAAGGGAGGUCUAGAGCACUGCGAGCCGCUCACUGUGUCUAAGAUUGAAGAUGGAGGCAAGGCAGCUUUGUCCCAGAAGAUGAGGACUGGUGAUGAGCUGGUGAAUAUCAAUGGCACUCCAUUGUAUGGCUCCCGCCAAGAGGCCCUCAUCCUCAUCAAAGGCUCCUUCCGAACCCUCAAGCUGAUUGUCAGGAGGAGAAACGCCCUUGUCAGUAGACCGCACUCAUGGCAUGUGGCCAAGCUCCUGGAGGGAUGCCCUGAAGCAGCCAGCACCAUGCAUUUUCCUUCGGAAGCCUUCAGCUUAUCCUGGCAUUCAGGUUGCAACACUGGUGACGUGUGUGUGCAGUGGUGUCCUCUCUCUCGGCACUGCAGCACUGAGAAAAGCAGCUCCAUUGGCAGCAUGGAGAGCCUGGAACAACCAGGCCAAGCCACUUAUGAGGGCCACCUCUUGCCCAUUGAACAGAACAUGUAUCCUAACCAACGUGACUCAGCCUACAGCUCCUUCUCAGCGAGCUCAAAUGCCUCUGACUGUGCUCUUUCUCUGAGGCCAGAGGAGGCAGCCCCAGCAGACUGUAUCACACAAGGGUUAGGGCCAGCUAAGGCUCCCAGUUCCCGGGCUAAUGGCUCUGAGACCUCAGGAGGUAGCCAGCACACCAGCACUGGCCGCCUGACCCCCAACUCCCAGAUGUCAUCCCACUCACAGGGUGGCUACCACUCAGGGCCUGCCAAGACAGUCAGGGGCCCACCACAACCUCCAGUGAGGCGGGACAGCCUCCAGGCCUCCAAAGCCCAACUCCUCAAUGGAGAAGAGUGCAAGGCAUCUGAGCCUGUGGACUCCUUACAACAGAAGGAGAAAACAAACUUAGACACAGCCCUAUCCCCAAGGAACUCUCAUAGGUUCUGCUGCCUCAGUGGGCAAGACCAUAUAACAAGCAAGGAGCAUGAGAACUGUGAGCUCAGUCAGCCUCCUGAAUCUAGCCAACAGGGCUCUGAGCUUCUCCUUGUGGAGGCUUCUCUCAAAACCUGUGACAAAGCUCCUAGCAAAGAUUCCAGCAUCCUCAGUGAGACACCAGGAGAGAUAACUAAUGCUCCUUCCUAUGGCAGCCCUCCACACCUCACAGGACCCACAGGGCAUCGCCAUAGUGCCCCUGAACAGCUACUGUCAUCCCACCUACAGCAUGUGCACCUGGAUUCCAGAGGUAGCAAGGGGAUGGAACCCCCACUUGGGCAGGAUGCACAACAGUGGACACUGUCCCCUUUGCACAACAGCCACAAAGGGAAGAAAAGUCCCUGUCCCCCUACGGGAGGAUCCCAGGAUCAGCCCAGCAGAGAAAGAAAGAUCAGGCCAAUGGAUGAUAGGCCUUUGAGUUCAGGACCCCAGAGCCAAAACAGUUCUCCACAUGGAGAGGCAGAUGGAUGCCCUCCAGAAAAAGGAUUCCUGGACCCAAACAAAGCAAGUGGAACAGGCGGUGACUUGACCAGCCAGCAGCCUGCAGUCUCUUGCUCUCUCUUUCAGCAAACCAAAGACUGUUCUUCAGCCACUAAAGUAGCUGACAGCACAGAAGUGAUGGAGGAAGUAGAAAGUGAACCCAAGGAGUUCAGUCAGAUGGGUGGCAGGCGAACUGGAGUCCCUCGGGGCCGCUCAAUCCAAAACCGAAGGAAGAGUGAGCGUUUUGCCACCAACCUACGUAAUGAAAUUCAGAGGAGAAAGGCCCAGCUUCAAAAGAACAAGGGUCCUUUGUCACAGCUAUGUGACACUCAGGAACCAGUGGAAGAGACCCAAGAGGUUCCAGAAAGUCCUCCACUUCCUGCCUCUAACUCAUCUCUUCUAUGUUCAUAUAAAAAUCCCCCUAGCCCCAGAAGUAAGCUUUUCAACAAGAGCAUAAUAUUCAGGGCUAGAUCUUCAGAGUGCCUUAGCCAAGGUCCUGAGAACCAUGAAUCUAGGACAGGCUUGGAGGGACAAAUAAGCCUUGGCCAGAGGCCUGGCCAGUCUUCUGUGGGCCUAAACAACUGGUGGAAAGCAUCUGACCCAUCUGUCUCAGACUCUGAAAGAGGGAAAGCUUACUAUGGCAUCCGUGGAGGUCAUCGAGGAUGGUCUCCAGAACAUAACCUCCGCCCACGUGUAACAUUGUCCACAGAAGGCCCUUCUAGCCCAAGUGACAAGGAAUUGAAGCCUUCUAUUACCCAAGCUGUGGAGGAAUCCACCCUUUUGCCCUUUGCAGACCGAAGAAAGUUCUUUGAAGAGAACAGCAAAUCCUUAUCCACAUCCCAUUUGCCAGGUUUAACCACUCAUAGUAGUAAGACAUUCAUUCCGAGACCAAAACCUAUAGACCAAAACUUCCAGUCAGUAAACUCCAGCUACAGGGAAUUGAGGUGUCAUCCUGUUGACCAAUCAUAUUAUUCCACAGACCAACCAUAUCAUGCCACAGAGCAAUCAUGUCAUCCCAUAUCACCACUUCAGCCAGAAACUGCCACUUACUCAGAAUGCUUUGUAAGCAAAGGUCUAGAAAACUCAUUGUGCUGCAAGCCACUGCACUGCAGUGAUUUUGAUUGCCGCAGGACCUGCUCUUACUCCUGCAGUGUUCAGGGAGCUAUGGCCCAUGACUCUUGCAUUUAUUGUUCUGGAGAAAUCUGCCCUGGCUUGUUAAAAAGAAAUAUGAUGCCAAAUUGCUACAACUGCAGGUUCCACCACCACCAGUGCAUGCGGUGUGCUGCUUGCUGUCAUAAUCCUCAGCACAGUACCCUCGAGGAGAGCAGCUUGACACCUGGCAACGCUUGGAAAUACAGGAAGGCACCAGUGCAGGAAUUUCCUGGGGACAAAUGGAAACCAAUAACAGGAAACAAGAAGACUGGCCAGUCUGGGAGGGAUAUGGCUCAUUCCAAGGCCAACUUUUCAUGGGCAGCCCCCUUCCAUUCCUGCCUAGAGAACCCAGCCCUGGACGUAAGCCACCGUGCAAUUUCUUCUCUUGACCUCCUUGGAGACUUCAAACAUACCUUGAAAAAAACAAAAGGAACUUCAGUUUAUGAGGAGGAAUGCUCACUUCCCUCCAUGCCCCACCCACUGCGUAACCGUGCCUUCUCAGAGAGUCACAUCAGUUUGGAGCCUCAGAACACCCGUUCUUGGGUGCAGCAUCGGAGGGAGCUCGUUACCAAAGGUGAUGAAACACAGUCUGAUCCUGUUGUAGUCAGGAAGAAGGCGUUUCCUCCUCCUCGUCCUCCUCCUCCCAACUGGGAAAAGUACAGGCUCUUCCGGGAAGCCCAACAGCAAAAGCAGCAGCAGCAGCAGCAGCAGCAGCAGCAGCAGCAGCAGCAGCAGCAGCAGCAACAGCAGCAGCAGCAGCAAGAGGAAGAAGAAGAAGAUGAAGAGGAACAGGAAGAGGAGGGAGAAGAGGAGUUGCCACCUCAGUAUUUUAGCUCAGAAACUAUUGGUUUCUGUGCUCUCAAUCCUAAAGAGGUCCUUGAGCAGCCACAACCUCUGAGCCUUGACCACCUGGAGGCCUCAAGACAGGGCUCACAAAGCCCAUCAGACCAAGAGUCUUUUGCUGUCCAUUCUAGUGAUUUCCUGCCUCCAAUAAGGAGCCACCUGGGAUCUCAAAGCGAGCAGGCACAGCCCCCUUGCUAUUAUGGCAUGGGUGGACUUUGGAGGACUUCAGAACAGGAACAUACUGAUUCCUCCAAAUCAGAAAUAUCCCUGGCAGGAGGAUCCAAAUCCAAGCCACCAUGGAGCCAGAGCUACUUCUUUCCUGAGGAGAAAUUCACUGUGAUGGGUUGGGGCUCUGAGAAACAACGCCUUGGCCCUGCAGACUUUGGUGAACCCAAGGCAACAAGGCAAGAGUUUCAGCACGUCUCACCCCCUCCAGGAGCUCCAGGAAUCCCUACCUCUUAUUCAGCUUAUUACAAUAUUUCUGUGGCCAAAGCAGAGCUGCUGAACAAGUUAAAAGACCAACCAGAAAUAGCAGAAAUUGGCCUGGGUGAGGAGGAAGUUGAUUAUGAGCUAGCUCAAAAAAAGAUACAGCUUAUUGAAAGCAUUGGUCGAAAACUUUGUGUCCUAAAGGAGGCCCAGCGAGGGCUGUUGGAGGACAUCAGUGCCAAUUCGGCUCUUGGAGAGGAGGUGGAGACUAAUUUAAAAGCCGUCUGCAAAUCCAAUGAAUUUGAAAAAUAUCGCUUGUUUGUUGGGGAUCUGGAUAAAGUGGUUAACCUGUUGUUGUCACUCUCUGGACGACUGGCACGGGUGGAGAAUGCUCUUAACAGCAUCGCCUCGGAGGCCAACCAGGAAAAGUUGGUGCUGAUGGAGAAGAAGCAGCAGCUGACAGGCCAAUUGGCAGAUGCCAAGGAGCUAAAGGAGCAUGUGGAUCGUCGGGAGAAGUUGGUGUUUGACAUGGUCUCCCGCUACCUGCCUCAGGACCAGCUCCAGGAUUACCAGCACUUUGUCAAGAUGAAAUCUGCUCUCAUCAUUGAACAGAGAGAAUUGGAGGAAAAGAUCAAGCUUGGAGAAGAGCAGCUCAAAUGUCUCAGGGAAAGCCUAUUCCUGGGGCCCAGCAAUUUCUAAAUCACCAGCAGUCCAUACACCAUCCCUGACCAGCAACAGUGAGAAUUGCUUUCAUCUUUAGUAGAAGUUUGCUGGCAAGUAGACAGCAAUUAGCAGUUUUUCCAGCCCUAUUUCCCUGGAUGUCUCUCAUUUCUACUUCCCUAGCAGUGGUUCCAACCAGCAAGAAUACCCUUAGGAGGUACCAAGCUUCUACCUUAGGUAGUUACAGCAAGGUGUGAUUGUGCAAGUGUGCUCUCCUUCCUAUAGUGCAUAUGGGCAAGCAUCCUCUGCCCAAAGAACCAAAAAACUGCCCUUUUUCUUCGUUAUACUAGGAUACCAAAGACAUCUUGAACUCUCAACCCACCCACACCAUAAUUAAGAAUCAGAGAAACGAUCAGCUCCUUUCUACUCCAGGGCUUGUGGCCCAGCCAUUUGCUGUGGAGAUCUCGCUGUCUUGAGGGCAUUCAUUUACCACCAAUUUCAGGAACUCACUUAAACUUUGCAGUGGGAAGCACAAAAGAAGUAUUACACACCAGAGAAUGUGAGUGAAGGCUGGGUAUCUCCAGGUGACUCUCAGGAAAAAGCCAGGCUUAAACAAGUUGGUUCAACUUCUACUUUCCCCAGUAGCUAGUUGACAGGAAAGAAACCUGCUUUCAGCCUUGGCUAGUGUGGCCUCCUCCUCUGCUAAGACUUUGGGUCUGCCACCUUUAGUUCAUCUGGCUCGUGCAUUGUUGGGAGUUAAAGAUACCCACCCCAGUGCUUCACACUAUGGGCCCUUAAUAACUCUGCUAUUGCUGACUUCAGGAUAUAGAUUUCAUUAUUCGUGGGGAAGUUAUUAUAUUUUAAAUGGCCUCUUAAUUUUAUUUAUUUUAAUGUUUUGAUUGAUUUUUUUUCCUUUUUAAGUAGGAAGAUGAGAAGAGGAAAGUUGGAGAGGGAAAAGUUAACCAAGGAAAGCAAUUUUUGCUGAUCAGCCUGAAUCCUCCAUGGCUAGGUAGGCAUGUGCUGAAGCAUUCAGGCCUUUCCACUAGAGCUACAAGUGCUGAAGAAAGGUUUUCUCCCCUUGAGUUUAUAGCUUCCCUAUUGGCCAGGCUGCUUGUUUCUCUUAAAAUCUGGAUGACUGUGAGGUUACUAUUCCACAGCAGUGUUAAACUUUUUUUAAGCCAAAGAAAUCUCCUGAAACUGACAUAAGUCACCUAUUUCCUAAUGACUCCAGGCCACAAGUGAGUGGAGAUAUAUUCAGGACACACUUCUCUAAUAACUGCUUUACAGACUAUGGCCUGGCUCAGGGAAACAGACCUUUGGGAGCUGGGAGCCAUAACCAGGACCAGCUCCCCAGGGAAACUAUGAUCCAGCCUUCAUUUUGGCAUACAGCAUCCCCCGCCUUAGCUUGAAGGAUAUGUUUCAAGACCCUCAGGGGGACACCAGAAAACAUAUAUACACUGUGCCUUUUCUUACAUGAUCUGUAGCAAUGCCACAUAUAUCUGGAGUUAAUCUGCAUUCCCAUGUUCUAUGUUCUGGUUUUUCUUUUGGUUUACUACUCUUGUGCUUUGGGGUUAUUAUUAAGUAAACAUAGGGUUACUUGGACACAAGCACUGUCCUCUGCAAUACUUCAACAGCCAAUCUGAUAACUGAGAUUCCUACUAAGUAACAAAAGGGUGGGUAACCUACAUGAUUUGGAUACACUGGACAAAGGGAAGAUUCAUGUCUCAGAUGGGAUGGAGCAGAAUGGAACUAGAUUUCAUCAUGCUACUCAGAAUGGCACAUAAUUUAACGCUUAUGAGUUGUUUAUGCCUGAAAUUUUUCAUGUAUUCAUUUUGGACCAUGGUUGACCACAGAUAACUGAAAUUGCACAAAGUGGAGUUGCAGAUAAGGGGAGACUACUAUACAAAGAAUCCAAGCUACUGUUCUUGCCCAGGCCCUGACUGGUAACCAGAUUGUAUCCUCCUCAGUUGGGCAAUGGCAGGACAGGAAUUCUAACCAAAUCCUACCCCAUUGCCUGGCUCAAUUCUCUGUAACUUGCUGACUGAUGUCAACCUUUCAUCUUACACAGCCCACCUAAGCCCAGCUUAGCAAAGUCCUGACAUCUCUUCUGCUUGGAGGUUAACUGUAGUAAUGGAGGUACCUCAUUCAACCAAAGAAAUCACCAAGGAACUUUGCUGCUGCUACAAUGAUUAGUCACUGUCUUCCAUUUCCUUUUCACUGUAUGUGAAAACAAUGGGAGAAUCUUAGCCAGAAGAGUGGGGUGGGGGGAGACCCUUUAUGUGGGGCCCUGGCUAUGCUUAGUACUGCUGCCAGUGGCAAGAAGCACUGUUAGUGUCAGUCUUGCCAUUCUGCCCUCCAGUGGAAAAUUCUGUCCUUCUCAGGAAGGAUGACGGCUUAAUGGUCGUGUUUACCUAACUGAAGAUUAAAGAGGUGGGAGAUGGGCUUUGAAUAAAUGUCAUAGUUG
This is a messenger RNA of Octodon degus (degu), 7139 nucleotides long. RefSeq names its product shroom family member 4 (gene Shroom4). Gene Ontology annotation, biological process: actin filament organization. Gene Ontology annotation, molecular function: actin filament binding. The transcript has 11 exons. NCBI's taxonomy places the organism in Eukaryota, Metazoa, Chordata, Mammalia, Rodentia, Octodontidae. The record is from RefSeq and is a predicted model, not a curated record. Gene Ontology annotation, cellular component: cortical actin cytoskeleton; apical plasma membrane; apical junction complex. Bases 92 to 4714 code for a protein of 1540 amino acids.